Messenger RNA from Linum tenue, 210 nucleotides. The record is from the annotation of a GenBank genome assembly. NCBI's taxonomy places the organism in Eukaryota, Viridiplantae, Streptophyta, Magnoliopsida, Malpighiales, Linaceae.
CGAUUCCAGAGCCAGAGCCGAAUCUAUCGAGAGGAGCAGAGACAGAUCUUUCCCAUCUCUAAAUCUGUCGAAGUUCUGCGAUUGCAAACUUGCUGCCCCCGAUUCGAGUUCCGACGAUGGUGGUUGAUUAAGAUGAUAAGGGUUUUGGAGAUGAAGCUAGAGGAUUUGAAUCGAAGAUCUGGGACGGUAGAAGAGAGGGCGUCAGGGCGA